AUGGAGCAGGGCGGGGCGGCGGCGGGGAAGCGCGCACCUGCACGUGCCCCCCCGCCCGAGCUGGAGGCGGGGUACGGCUGCCCCCGGCUCCCUCUUCGGGCAGCUCUGAGGCUGCGGCCACGGCCUGGAGGCCCGGGCUGCGCCCCCCGCUGCCACGGCCCCCGUGCACAGGGCUUGCGCGACCGUCGGCCUCCCGACGCGGGCCGCACACCUGCGGGCGCCACCUGCGGGCGCCACGUGCGGGCACCACGUGCGGGCCCCACCUGUGGGCGUCACCUGCGGGCCCCACCUGCGGGCACCACGUGCGGCCGCCACCUGCGGGCGCCACCUUCGGGCACCACCUGCGGGCACCACCUGCGGGCACCACCUGCGGGCGCCACCUGCGGGCACCACGUGCGGGCCCCACGUGCGGGCCCCACCUUCGGGCCCCACCUUCGGGCCCCACCUUCGGGCACCACCUGCGGGCGCCACCUGCGGGCACCACGUGCGGGCACCACCUGCGGGCGCCACGUGCGGGCCCCACCUGUGGGCGCCACCUGCGGGCCCCACCUGCGGGCGCCACGUGCGGGCACCACGUGCGGGCCUCACCUGCGGGCACCACGUGCGGGCACCACCUGCGGGCACCACGUGCGGGCCCCACGUGUGGGCCCCACCUUCGGGCACCACCUGCGGGCGCCACCUGCGGGCGCCACGUGCCGGCCCCACCUUCGGGCACCACCUGCGGGCGCCACCUGCGGACACCACGUGCGGGCACCACCUGCGGGCACCACCUGCGGGCGCCACGUGCGGGCACCACGUGCGGGCCCCACCUGUGGGCGCCACCUGCGGGCCCCACCUGCGGGCACCACGUGCGGCUGCCACCUGCGGGCACCACGUGCGGGCACCACGUGCGGGCCUCACCUGCGGGCACCACGUGCAGGCACCACCUGUGGGCCCCACCUGCGGGCACCACCUGCGGGCGCCACGUGCGGGCACCACCUGCGGGCACCACCUGCGGGCGCCACCUGCGGGCGCCACGUGCGGGCACCACGUGCGGGCCCCACCUGUGGGCGUCACCUGCGGGCCCCACCUGCGGGCACCACGUGCGGCCGCCACCUGCGGGCGCCACCUUUGGGCCCCACCUUCGGGCACCACCUGCGGGCGCCACCUGCGGGCGCCACGUGCCGGCCCCACCUUCGGGCACCACCUGCGGGCGCCACCUUUGGGCCCCACGUUGCGGGCACCACCUGCGGGCACCACCUGCGGGCGCCACGUGCGGGCACCACGUGCGGGCCCCACCUGUGGGCGCCACCUGCGGGCCCCACCUGCGGGCCCCACCUGCGGGCACCACGUGCCGGCGCCGGCCAGGGGCACGGCCUGCCGUCCUGCGGCCUGCGGGGUUCCGGGCACCCGGGUCGCCCCCUUGCAGCCCCCCCUCCCCGGGCCCCGGGAGACCGGCGGGCUCGACCUGGACGGGCGACGGUGAGCGGCGCGGAGACAGACAAGGAUUAUUGUCGCUGCUUCCGAGUUGUUAGUGACCUCGGGGUGUGCCACCCUCCCCAACGGCCUGAGCCGCGGGCAGCUGCCUCCUGGAUGUGUGUCAGCCCGCACUAA
Molecule: messenger RNA, 1593 nt
Organism: Nyctereutes procyonoides (raccoon dog)
Lineage: Eukaryota; Metazoa; Chordata; Mammalia; Carnivora; Canidae
Product: proline-rich protein 2-like
Exons: 1
Coding region: 1-1593 (530 amino acids)
Source: RefSeq, a predicted model, not a curated record